GUGAGUGGGGUCCAAUCGCGCUGCUGCUUCUUUCAUCGAGCGUCCCAACUCGUCCAAAGCAACCCACGAAUAAGUUCUUCAAGUGGUACUCUGGGUUCUAUUCACACUAGCCACUUUACAAUGAUUGCUUUUUUUUUGUCUGAUAUUCUUGUCACGGCACUGGCAGAAUGACGUCACGUACACGGAGUCCGUGGUGCAUCUAAACCACCAAGCUCAGCAAACCCAGAGUCAGUAAUUAUUUGAACUCUUGAUACUCAGGAUACCACGAUUAUUGAGCUGUCAAGCGUACGAUCCAUUAGACUCAUCUCGAAAAUGCAACACCUGACCAUUGAUCCGAGAUCAACGAAGGCCCCAACACGGGACCUCCCAUCCUCGACAAUUGUACCAUCGGAACUGCCAGACGCAAAGGAAAUCAAGGCCCACCCGUCCAAGUCUGGCGGCGAGAAUGCUUCUCUCUACUUUGUCGGGACGGCGACAACAAUCCUGGAAUGGGAAGGCAUUCGCUUGAUGACAGAUCCGAAUUUUCUCCACGCAGGCGAUCAUGUUCACCUCGGUCCCGGAGUCUCUGCUACUAGAAAGACCAAUCCUGCAGUAGACCUGCAUGAUUUACCACGAGUUGAUGUAGUUUUGCUGUCGCAUUAUCAUGGGGACCAUUUCGACCAAAAAGUCGAAGCUUCGCUCAGGCGUGAUUUACCAAUCAUCACCACACCACAUGCAAAGUCACACUUGACAUCAAAGGGCCCCGAGGACUCUUUUACGGAUGUCUUUGAGCUUGAUGUCUUCCAGCAAAUGUUGAUUGAUAUUAACAAUGAAGGAAAGCAACAUCCUCGAAUUAGAGUCACGGCCAUGCCGGGGAAGCAUGUUCCGACUAAGCUCUUGCAGACUCUGAACGAUAUUGCUCAGGCAAUCCCUCCGACGAACGGCUGGAUGGUCGAGCUAGGCUACGGCCAACCAGGCGCUACGAACCCGGACUUUGAAACCGGAUACAGAAUUUACAUCUCGGGGGAUACUCUCAUGGUCGACGAAUUGAAGGAGAUUCCGAAACGAUUCGCAGGAGAGAAGAUCGAUCUGAUGCUGAUUCAUCUUGGGGGUACUACCGUUCCCAGUCCCGCGAUGUUGCCGAUGGCUGUUAUGGUUACGAUGGACGCGAAGCAGGGACUGGAGCUGGUUCAGCUCAUCAAGCCGGAUCUGACGAUCCCGAUCCACUAUGAUGAUUACAAUGUGUUCGCGAGUCCGUUGGAAGAUUUCAAAAAGGCGAUGGAAGAGGCGGGGUUAGGCGAUAAGGUUGUUUAUUUGGAUAGGAAGGAUCAGUACAAGUUCAAAGUAAGGGGUUAAUAUUGAGGGUGUAUUUGAUGGGGAAGCUUGGUUUUAUACUAUACUGUUUACGAAAGGAUCAGAUAAUCAGAACUAAUAU
This is a messenger RNA of Paecilomyces variotii, 1414 nucleotides long. Its product is annotated as beta-lactamase-like protein. The record is from RefSeq and is a predicted model, not a curated record. Lineage: Eukaryota; Fungi; Ascomycota; Eurotiomycetes; Eurotiales; Thermoascaceae. The coding region runs from base 313 to 1335 and encodes 340 amino acids. The transcript is spliced from 6 exons.